AUGGCGGUGCAGGGGAUAGUGUUCCCCAAGUUCUCCCAACACGAGGUUCUCCCAAGUUCUCCCAACACAAGGUCCCCCGAGGCCUCCCCACAUGAGGUUCCCCCGUUUGUGUUCUCCCCCUGUGAGGUUCCCCCGUUUGUGUUCUCCCCCUGUGAGGUUCCCCCGUUUGUGUUCUCCCCCUGUGAGGUUCCCCCGUUUGUGUUCUCCCCCUGUGAGGUUCCCCCGUUUGUGUUCUCCCCCUGUGAGGUUCCCCCGUUUGUGUUCUCCCCCUGUGAGGUUCCCCCGUUUGUGUUCUCCCCCUGUGAGGUUCCCCCUUUUGUGUUCUCCCACUGUGAGGUUCCCCCGUUUGUGUUCUCCCCCUGUGAGGUUCCCCCGUUUGUGUUCUCCCCCUGUGAGGUUCCCCCGUUUGUGUUCUCCCCCUGUGAGGUUCCCCCGUUUGUGUUCUCCCCCUGUGAGGUUCCCCCGUUUGUGUUCUCCCCCUGUGAGGUUCCCCCCACCUAA
Messenger RNA from Conger conger (European conger), 501 nucleotides. RefSeq lists its product as uncharacterized. The record is from RefSeq and is a predicted model, not a curated record. The transcript has 2 exons. Bases 1 to 501 code for a protein of 166 amino acids. Lineage: Eukaryota; Metazoa; Chordata; Actinopteri; Anguilliformes; Congridae.